This is a messenger RNA of Hypanus sabinus (Atlantic stingray), 9939 nucleotides long. It is a transcript of the gene nek4, whose product is annotated as NIMA-related kinase 4. The transcript is spliced from 15 exons. Gene Ontology annotation, molecular function: ATP binding; protein kinase activity. The record is from RefSeq and is a predicted model, not a curated record. NCBI's taxonomy places the organism in Eukaryota, Metazoa, Chordata, Chondrichthyes, Myliobatiformes, Dasyatidae. The coding region runs from base 165 to 2357 and encodes 730 amino acids. Gene Ontology annotation, biological process: protein phosphorylation.
CCCGUCGUUCCGGUUGCUUGGUGAUGGCAAAGCCGUGGCUGGCGUCCGGCCUGUUCCCACCGACUUGUGGAAACCCGAGUCGGAAGAGACAUGAAUAAAAACGCGUCCCUGGGAAGUGCCGAGACUCCGCGGCUUCCUAUGCAGCCGUAGCGGUGGUAAUCAGGAUGGAGCAAUACGUGGUCGUCAGGACGGUGGGGAGAGGCAGCUACGGAGAGGUGCAGUUGGUGAGGCACGGCAAGGACGUGAAGCAGUAUGUUGUCAAGAAACUGAAUUUGAGAAGUGUUUCCGGUCGUGAGCGCAAAGCAGCAGAACAAGAAGCCCAGCUUUUAUCCCAGCUUCGACAUCCUAAUAUUGUAACCUACAGAGAAUCAUGGGAAGGAGAUGAUGGAAUUUUAUACAUCGUGAUGGGUUACUGUGAAGGUGGAGAUUUGUAUCACAAACUGAAGGAACAGAAGGGCAAAUUGCUGCCAGAAAGUCAAGUCGUGGAAUGGUUUGUUCAGAUUGCCAUGGCAUUACAGUAUUUACAUGAAAAACAGAUCCUGCAUAGAGAUCUUAAAACUCAAAACAUCUUCUUAACAAAAUCAAACAUCAUAAAAGUUGGAGACUUGGGCAUAGCCAGAGUGUUGGAGCACCAGCAUGAUAUGGCCAGUACUCUGAUUGGAACACCGUAUUACAUGAGCCCUGAACUCUUCUGCAAUAAACCUUACAACCACAAGUCUGAUGUUUGGGCCCUUGGUUGUUGUGCAUUUGAAAUGGCAACAUUGAAACAUGCCUUUAAUGCCAAGGACAUGAAUUCAUUGGUUUUCAAGAUUAUUGAAGGAAAGCUACCACCAAUACCAAAGGAAUACAGUCAGCAGCUGGGCCAGUUGAUAAGUAGCAUGUUGAGCAGAAGACCUGAGGAGCGACCAGAUGUCAAAGCCAUUCUCAGAAAGUCGUACAUAAAGAGCCACAUUGCCUUGUUCCUGGAGGCUACAAAAGCGAAAGCUGUAAAAUCUCGUAAGAAGGCAGCUGUCCCCAUUUUAACAAAGUGUGAAUCUAGAAUCACUUUGCAGGACUUGGAUCCCACCCGGAGAUUUAUAAAGAAGGAAGAAAAUGAAUCAAAGAAAACAAAACCAAAUUAUAUCAGCUACACCAAUCAACCAGAAGAGAACUCUUCAAAUAAUUCCCACCAAACCUUGAACAGCUCCAGUGCCUCCCUAGCUACAAUAAGCAAGGUACACAUUGAUGAUAUAGUAGGACUUGAAAGAAGAAACUCCAAUCCUGGCAAAAUGAUCUUUAAUGAACCUGCACUACAUUUUAAAAACUGCGUUAAUGCAGAAUCUAAGGUACGUGUUGCCGGUGCUCUGGCUGAUGACAUUGAAAGACAUAAUGGUGUAAUGGUGGAACGGAAAGUUGAAAAGUCUCGUAACCAGAUCUUAGAUGAACUUUUGGACGGAAAGGACGAUACCUUUAAACUGCUUCAGCCUAUUUUUAAGGAAGAGCAUUCACCUGAACUGCAGGUGAAUUUUGAUUCUACAGAAAAACUUCUACAGCCGUUUGAAGCAAUUAAAAUAACAGAAGACUCUUCGGAGAAUGUCAAAAAACCAAUUGAAGAAAACCCUAUACCUUUCUCACCACAUUGUUCCUCAUCUGAGCCCUCAGUUUCACGGCAGUGCAGGCAGAACAACAAUGAACUGAAGAAGACAGAAAAGGAUCGACCAUUAUCUGCCAGGGAACGAAGGCGAUUGAAACAAUCUCGAGAGGAGUUUCCUUAUUCAGUGUCCACAUCAAGAAGAAACUCACAUUGUGGAGCUUUAGAACCAAACCCUUGUGAAGAGAACCAAAACGUGAAAGCUAUCCAAUCCUUAUCUGAUGUCGCUAUCCAUCAGGGAAAGUGCAUGAGUGAAUUAUCCCAUCACCUUUCAGAUGAUGAUGAGUAUAGUUCUUCAGCCAGCUCAACUGAUAGAUCUGAGGGGGACUGCAAAGAUGUGAAACCUGACUCCAGUGAAAUCCAUGAUCUUGUAAAAUUGAUGACUCAAACACUAAAGAGGGAUUCAAAAGAUGCCAAUGAAGAGAAUCCAUUUCCUGCACGAACACCAGAAUUCAAACUGCAACGAAAAUAUAGAGACACUCUGAUCCUUCAUGGGAAAUCUGAAGAAGAGCCAGAGGAUUUCUGUUUCAAUGACUUUCCAACAGAGGUUCCAUCCAAAAUUAAAAGAACAAUUGAAGCAUUAAGGAUUGAUGUUCUAAAAGGAUUAGGAGUGAAGCUUUUAGAAAAAGUGUAUAAUAUUAUGGAAGAUGAUAAUGAAGCCAGGAGAGAAGUAAGGAAAGUCUGCAACAAGAAAUGGGUGAAGAACUGUACCAGAAUUACAGUAUGAAGGUCAAACAGCUGAAGUUCUUUGAAGACAAUUCCAAUUUUUGACUGAGCAACAUCCAAAGCAAUUGAAUGGGUUAGAUUAAUAUAAGUGCCUAUUUACAGACACUGAUGACUUAAAGCUUGGCCAUCACAUAUGGAAAGCCCAGAUGUUUGAAUGUGUAUUGGCAAAUCCAAGAUUUCUUUUAACUUUGUUCCAUGCAAUUAAUGACAAAUAAAUUACAGAUUUGAUUACGAAGGAAUGGACAAAUGUGCUGAGCCAAAAUGACUUUCAGUUUUGGAUUAAAAUUAAAGAUGUAUCAUAUCUUUUCUAUCAACUCAUAGUUAUUUGUAAAAUAGUAAUUAGAUAAAAUUAAACAAACAUUAAUUGGCAUUGUUGAGGUAUAUUUUAGGUAAGCGUUAGCUAUCAUGAUUUUAAUAUACUUUUAGCCUUGUUAUCUUAAAUGAAUGUGACUUAUGGGUCUAAAUAUGUUGUACAUUGAUAUGCUAAUUUUUCAUUGGUUAGUUGAGACAAUUGCUAUUGUUGAUAAUUGUCUGGUUUUAACCAGAUCACUUACUGUUUUACUAUGUGAUUUAAGAAAAGUUUUUUUUUAACCAAAUCCAGAAGAACUUCUGUUCUCCUGUUUUUUUUAAAAAUUGGUUUGUAUUCUUAUAGUUUACUCCCUUAAUUUACUCUUUUACUAUGCAUUGCUUUAAAAUCUCUACUGGGGUAGUCUCAGCCCUCUCAUGGUUCACAAUAGUGUCUAAGGGUGUGGGGGAAGGGCUACACUGCACACAAAAUGCUGGAAGAAUUCAGCAAGUCAGUCAGCGUAUAUGGGAAGAAAUGAAUAGCCAAUGUUUUGGGCCUGCACCCUUUAUCAGUGUAUGUUACUUUGUAUUUCCAGCAUCUGCACUGUCAUGUGUUUCCACAAUGAACAGAUUCUCGGUUUGGUUAGUAAAAAUCAUAACUGAAUAUUUUCCUUUCCUAGACUGGAGGAAGGAAGCUACUUUGAGUUUUUUGACAUUAAUUAGUUAACUUAGCCCGUAAUGAGUUAACUUCACAUUACAGAUUCUGUACCUGACCAGGCAGAGUGUGCACAAAGAGCAGGUGGAGAAAGUUUUCUGUAGAAAUCCUGUAAUAAUAUAAAAAUCUGCCAUAUGAGCUUGAUUUGCUGAAAGUAAACCAAAAUUCACUGUAUCUGCAUACAUUGCUUGGUAAAAUCAUAUGAAUGUUAUGUAUUGAAGAAUUCAGAAAAGGAAGUGAAGAGGAGGAAAAAGAAACCAUUUUCAGAAAGUUUCAAUUCCAAUUAAAACAACUGUGAUGUGUGCAUUUGCAUUGUAUUAUUUAACAAAUACAAAGUUUAUAUAAAUUGAUCUUUUACAAAAUUAAAUAAUUUUUAAAUUUUGUUGAUGUUAUUUGCACUAAGCUUAAUCUUAACAGUCAAAGUAGAUUAGAUUUGUAAAUGUUACUGCAAUAUUUAUAAGAAAACUAAAAAUACAAUGUACACUAUCCAAAGUAAAUAAAAAUGUCAUCUGUGGAUUUUCUACAAAACAUAAUAUUCCACACUUAGCUUUUCUCUUAUCUAAUAAUGAUCUCAGUUUUAGUUCAGUGACUGGAGAACAGAAAAAAAUUAUACAACAAAAUCUAUUAGUGUGCAUAUAAAAAGGAAGUUCAAGUUUCUGUUCUCAGCUAUCCUUUACUGAUUCCUGAAAAUAGGCUGAGAAUGAUUUUUUUUUAAAUUUUUAAUAAAUUUGACAAAGAUUUGGGUACUUAUUUUGAGUUUUAUAAACUUGAAUAUUCAGGAGUGCACAAAGUUAGGAAGUAAGGAAAGACCAUAUGAAUAACAGUACAGGCGAAGUAUUAUCAAAAUUCAAAAUAUAAAUCCUAAAACCAUAUAGUGGCCUGACUAAGAAGUGAUAUUGAUAUUCGGAGUAACUUUACAAAUUUUGUACUUAGACAGGAUAAGAUAAUUGAUUUAAUCUUGAAAUGUAACUGAGUUAUAUAAAACAAUGUUUAUCAUUUUAGAAUUUAUCUUUUUUUGUUUAGGAUUGUUACGUUGUCACUGAUUUAUAUAAUGUCAAUCACCAUUGCUCUGAUGUAUUGCUUUGUUUGAAUCUCUUGUUCAUUAAUCAAGGUAAAAUGAAAGUUAUACUAAUAUGUGUGCAUUUAUGUACAGUGUAUAUAAGAAAAAGUUCACCCUCGGAAGUUUACAUGUUUUUGUUGUUUUACAACAUUUAAUUACAGUGGAUUUAAUUUGGCUUUUUUUUUACACUGAUUAACGAAAAAGACUAUAAUGUGAAAAAUUUCUGCAAAUUGGUCUAAAUUUAUUACAAUUAUUAAACAAAAUAAUGGAUUGCAUAAAUGCUCACUCCCUUCAAGUCAGUAUUUAGUAGAUACACCUUUAGCAGCAAUUACAGUCUGAGUCUGUGUGGAUAGGUCUCUAAAAGCUUUGCACAUCUGGACAUUUUUCCCCAUUCUUCUUUCCGAAACUGCUUAAGCUCUGUCAGAUUGCAAGAGGAUCAUGAGUGAACAGCUCUUUUCAAGUCCAGCCUCUCAUUCUCAAUUGGAUUCAGGUCUAGACUCCACCAUGGCCACUCCAAGACAUUAACUUUGUUGUUUUUAAGCCAUUCCUGUGUAGCUUUGGUUUUAUGCUUGGGGUCCUUGUCUUGCUGGAAAACAAACCUUCCCUCAUUUUGCAGUUCUCUUGCAAAAUGAUGAGAGGGGAUCUGAUUGAAACAUAUAAGAUUAUUAAGGGAUUGGACACGCUAGAGGCAGGAAACAUGUUCAUGAUGUUGGGGGAGUCCAGAACCAGAGGCCACAGUUUAAGAAUAAGGGGUAGGCCAUUUAGAACAGAGUUGAGGAAAAACUUUUUCACCCAGAGAGUUGUGGAUCUAUGGAAUGCUCUGCCUCAGAAGGCAGUGGAGGCCAGUUCUCUGGAUGCUUUCACGAAAGAGUUAGAUAGAGCUCUUAAAGAUAGCAAAGGAUAUGGGGAGAAGGAAGGGAUGGGGUACUGGUUGUGGAUGGUCAGCCAUGAUCACAUUGAAUGGUGGUGAUGGCUUAAAGGGCCGAAUGGCCUACUCCUGCACCUAUUGUCUAUGCUUCAGGGUAGGAUGGUGUGUUUUUGAUGAUGUGCAGUGUUUGGUUUACACCAAACAUAGCAUUUAAUCUGAUGGUCAAAAAGUUCCAAUUUUGGUUCAUCAGACCAUAGAACCUUCUUCCAGCUGACUUCAGAGUCUUCUGGUAAACUCUAGCUGUAAGUUUCUUUUUCUAACAGUGGCUUGCUCUUUGCCACUUUUCCAUAAAGCUGAAACUGGUGAAGCACCCAGGCAAUUGUUGUUGUAGGUGCAGUCUCUUCCAUCUCAACUACUGAAGCUUGUAACUCCUGCUCACUCACUAGUCCGCUUCUCGCAUGGUCACUCAGUUUCUGAGGACAGCCUGCUCGAUGCAGAUUUACAGCUGUGCCAUAUUCUUUUCACUUCUUGAUUAUGGACUUAACUACUCCAAAAGAGAGUGACUGGAAAUUUUCUUUAUCCCUCUCCUGACUUCUACUUUUCAAUAACCUUUUCACAGAGUUGUUUGGAGUGUUCUUUUGUCUUCGUGGUGUAGUUUUUGCCAAGAUACUGACUCAUCAGCAGUUGGACCUUCCAGAUCCAGGUGUAUUUUCACUGCAGUCAAUUGCAGCACCUUGACUGUACACAGGUGAUCUCAAUUUAAAUGAUUAUGUGACUUCUAAAACCAAUUGGCUGCCCCAGUGAUGCUUUGGUGUGUCAUAUUAAAGGGGGUGAAUACUUAUGCCAUUAAUUAUUUUGUGUUUUAUAUAUUAAUUUAAUCAUCUUGUAGAGAUGUUUUCACUUUGACACAAAAUAGACUUUUUCUGUUAUUCCGUGUCAAAAAAAGCCAAAUUAAAUCCACUGUGAUUCAAUGUUAUAAAACAAUGAAGCAUGAAAACUUUCAAGGGUGGUGGAUACUUUUUAUGGGCACUGUAUUUCUUGCACUACAUUUAGAGUGUAUAAUGAUGAACUUUGGGUAGUUGAAGAAAACUAUAUUUGACGUAAGCAGCAAAAUGAUAUAUACAGUGGAUUCCAGUUAAUUGGGCUAUAGGUUAAUCGGGACAGCUGCUUAUUUGGGACACUAUGCUACAUAAUUGGGGCAGGAGACUGUUGCUGAACAGGUUCUAAGCAUCAGUCGUGCGCACUUGUGUGCCCGUUAGACACUAUAUCCUACUAUGAGCUUACAGUUUUUAAAUGUCAGUUGCUCAUGUUUGCAUUCAAAAAGCAGUGAUUUUUGUCACUGUUAGCAAGAAAUAAACAGUAAGACAAUUCCAAAUGCUUUGUUCACUGCAGUUUCAAACAUUCAGGCUUGUAGAUGCCAAAAAUGGCCAGAAGUUAAAAUGAAACUACUUCAACAAGUUAGAAGCUACAAAGAAUUUGAAGGUAUCAGCAAUCAUCUUGUAUGUUAGAAUGAAAAUGAAGAUUUGGAGGAUUCAUUUGUCAACAGCAUUGUACAAAGGCAGUUCAUUAUCUGCACUAGGCGGCUAUGCUGAUUUUGUUCAUUUACAGUCAAUCAAAAGAACAAUGCAGUGUAUAAUUGAAUUAAUUCCUGCAUUAAUAACUAUUGGGAACUCACAAACGAGAAUAUCUGCAGAUGCUGGAAAUCCAAGCAACACACACACACAAACACAAAGUGCUAUAGGAACUCUGCAGGCCAGGCAACAUCUAUGGAAGAGUACAGUUAACGUUUCAGACCAAGACCCUUCAUCAGACUGUAGUACAAUUGGCAGUGUUCUAGUUCUGUAUAUUGUUUAAAACAAUUUCUUACUCAGUUUGUCAUUUUAUGUCAUAUUACCCAUUUCCAUGAAACUUUGGGUAAUUGGGCCAAAAUACACUGCUCCUUAUGUGUCCCAUUUAACUGCAAUCCACUGCAUUUUUUUUUGCUCGUCUUGAGCUUACAUUUUUAACUUUCUCUAAACUGCAUUUAUAUAAAUGAUAGUUUUGAAAAUAGAAUGUCUGGAUUGGGGUGUUGACAUGAGAACUUGUGGUGUCUUUCUCAUGUUAGCUAUGAUAGAUCAUCCUCUAAAGAACUGGGAGGACUCUAUUGCAGACAAAAGAAACUAUAGCUGCUGGAAUAUAGAUUAAAUAUAUUUGAAAAACUCAGUUCAAGCAAUACCUUUAGGGUCAAAGUCACAAGAUCACAAGACAAAGGAGCAGAAGUAGGCCAUUUGGCCCAUCUAGUCUGCUCCACCUCUCCACCAUGAGCUAUUCUGUCUAGUUCCAAUUUCCAGCUUUUUUCCCAUAUCCCUUGAUACCCUGACUAAUUAGAUACCUGUCAAUCUCCUCCUUAAAAACCUUCAAUGAUUGGGCCUCCACAGCUGUAUGUGGCAACGAAUUCCAUAAAUCCACGACCCUCUGGCUAAAAAAAUGUCUCCUCAUUUCAGUUUUAAAUGGGUACCCUCUAAUUCUAAGACUGUGACCUCUUGUCCUGGACUCACCCACCAAGGGAAACAGCCUUUCCACAUCUACUCUGUCCAAUCCUUUAAACAUUCAAAAUGUUUCUAUGAGAUCCCCUCUCAUUCUUCUAUACUCUAAUGAAUACAAUCCAAGAGCCGACAAACGCUCCUCAUAUGUUAGUCCCUGCAUUCCAGGAAUCAUCCUCAUGAAUCUGAGCCUCAUCAACACCUCCUUACUCUUAUACACUAUUCCUCUUGAAAUGAAUGGCAACAUGGCAUUCGCUUUCCUUACUGUCAAUCCAGCCUGGUGGUUAACAUUUAGGGUAUCCUGCACUAGGACCGCCAAGUCCCUUUGCACUUCCGAUUUCGAAUUUUCUCCCCAUCUAAAUAAUCUGCCCGAUUGUUUCUUCUUCCAAAAUGUACAACUGUACAUUUCUCAACAUUAUAACUCAUCUGCCAUUUCUUUGCCCAUUCUCCUAAACUGACCAAGUCUCUCUACAACCUUUCCAUUUCUUCAACACUUCCUGCUCCUCCCCCUAUCUUGGUGUGAUCCGCAAACUUAGCCACAAAACCAUUUAAUCCAUAAUCUAAAUCAUACAGUGUAAAAAGAGGCCCCAACACCGACCCCUGCAGAACACCACUACAACACACAAUACCAAUGCACAAGUCCUGCAUUGAGAUGGAAAGGGAAUAGGAAAGUUUGCUUGCCUAUACCAGAAUAAGGCCGGGGUAGAAUAGUGAUUGGUAAUAGAUGGAACCAGAGUGAAAAUGAUGGCAGGAACUAGAUGGGGAAAGGUGAACAAAGGGAGAAGAAAGCAGAUGGAAAAGCAGAGUGCAUGUGGGAAGAGAGCACUGGAGGAAUUGGUUGCCUAAAAAACUGGAGAAAAAGUGAGGGAUAAUUGGAAGUUCAGGAUCACCAAUGUAAAUCAAACAGGUGUUUUGCAAAGUGCUCAUUCAAUCUGCAUCAAAUGUAGUAUACUAGUUUGGAAGUUCUGAUGAAUUGUCGCUUCACCUUGGAAGGAUUAUUUGAAUAUCUGGGAAGGGUUCUCAAGGGAAAAUACCAUCAGGAGGGAGGUUUGAGAUGCUGAAAGUUAACGGAGAGGUGUUAUCUGAUGGUGGAAUCUGUAUUUAUUGAAUUGAGGAUGAGAAUGUGGACGUGAUGCUUGUUCUGGCUAGAAUAAAAGGAUAAAAGCAAAAAUGCAUGAAAUAGAGACAAGGUGAAUGUCUUAAUAACAUUAAAAAAAUAAAUGAGGACAUCUCAGUACUGAUGUGAGAAUGGAAUGGGAAAAAGAGUGAGAGAUAUCUGCAUUACUAUCCAUUACCUCCCACAUCACUAAUAUUCAUUUCAACCCCACGGAUUAUUUGAGCUGUUCUUUGGAAUUGCUUCAAGGAGGAAUGAAACCAUUUUAAUUUGGGGAGCUACUCUCCAACUAAUGGAAGGUGGCUACUGAGGACCUUUCUAAACUCUCUUAAAUAUCAGAGCUCACUGACUAGUGUACAUAGAUGGAGCAGCAAUUUGCAUUAAUGCCAUUUAGCAGAGAGGCGAAUCAAAUUAUCUAGUCUGAAACAUUAGAUGAGCCUUUUAGAGGCAAGAAAUUAUAUUUUUUUCCAACCCAACCAGGACGUGUUAAGAGAUUUCUGUCCACUGUUAGUUAAUCCAACUGAAGAUUAUUCAUAUAAUAGUGCUCACUAUCUAGUAGGCAAUCUAGAGAACAUCAUUGCCCAAAAUCUUUUCAUGCUCCUUCAACAUAAUUAACAGGCAGGAGUAGGCCAAGGGAGUCUGCUUUGUUAUAGAGAAAGAAUACAAGAAGCUGGAGAAAUACCAGUGCUUGAAAGAGCAGAUAGAAAGGUCAGAGUAAGGAGCACUUGGGGCUGUGACAUUUGGACUGGGAGAGUGGCUCCAACAAACCCCAGGAACAACAUCUGAGAUCUCAGUCCAGAACAGCAGUGCACUACUAGAAACAGCAAGGAUACUGUGCCAGAUCCUCAAGCUCCAGGCUUCUGGUAGAGGACCCGAGAUUGAGGGAAACAUACACAGCACCCAUAAGAGUGUGAGAAAAAAGUUAAAAUAAAAAAUAUAUUCAAUGAAUCUGCUUCUAUAGCUGUUUAAACAUGUAACAGUGUCAUUUAACAGUCAAAUUCAAUUUUGUCCUCAAACUG